Messenger RNA from Adineta ricciae, 1980 nucleotides. Lineage: Eukaryota; Metazoa; Rotifera; Eurotatoria; Adinetida; Adinetidae. The record is from the annotation of a GenBank genome assembly.
AUGGAUGCAGCAAGUAAUGUUAUCGUACAGAUGAAUGCGCUCGACGUGAUCAAAACCUAUCGCGUACCAGAAUUACAAGCGCUACUCGAAUACGCACGUCUUUCUCGGCAAGGAAAUAAGAGUGAAUUGUUUCAACGUUGCAAACUUCUCAUAUCUUCGAACUUAACGCCACAACUACUCAAUAAAAUCAAUCAAAUUAAUCUCGCACGGAUCAGUUCCUCACGACCAUCACAUUCUCCACAAGCACCACCACGGAAUUUCUCUACUCAACAAUCCGUUGUUUUAACACCAACAUCAUCGAUUGAUAAUCUACCACUACCACAACAAAUUCAAUAUGUGAAUCUACCUUUUUAUGAGAAAAUUCGAACGAUUGAAUGUAUAAAUAUGCCUGUUGAUAAGAAGACUUUUCUUCCAUUGCAUUUUACCUUAACCGAAUACGAUAUCAAUCUGAUUGUCAAAGGUGUCGGCAAAGUCUUCAUUCGAAUUGCUCCGACAAUUAUUCACGAUAAACAAUGCGAUGUUCUUCCGCCCUAUGUAUUCAUUCAAUGUAAUGGUCAAACAAUUAUCAAUAACAAUGUUGCUAAAACAGUUGGCGCACAAGCGCAUUCGAUCGCCUUUCCAACUGAUAUGACCGACAAAAUCAUACCGAAAUCGAACAUGCAUAAUAAUCUAAAUUACUUUUGGCUUCAAACACCAAACAAUAUGUCGUUUAAGAACCUACCGAAGUCUUACACCUUGCAAAUACAUCUUGUUCGUUGUAUUUCCUUAGAAAAUCUAUGUGAGAACAUUCUGCAACGUGAGUUACAAUAUCCACGACGCGAACAGCAUCAAGAUAAUGACAUCGAAAUUGAAGAUGUCGGUUUAAUGGCCACGCGACAUCGCGUUUCAUUAAUUUGUCCGAUAACGCAAGCAUUGAUUGUUAUACCAACAAAAUCAUGUUUUUGUUCACAUCUAACGUGCUUUGAUUUACGUGCAUUUCUUCAAAUGAAUCAACGGCGCGUACAGUGGACGUGCCCAUUAUGUAAAAAACCGGCGUCUUAUGAAACAUUGCUUGUUGAUAAGCGUUUAAAAGCCAUUCUGGCCAACGUUCCAGCCAAUUGUUCGACAGUGGACAUCGACACAUCAACAAAGGAUUUAUCCGAGUGUCAAUACAUACUAGAUCAUGUGAAACAGGAAAGAACAGAUCAGCGUAAUAGUACGACAUCGUCAUAUAAUUGCGAUGAUGAUGAUGACGUUGAAAAAGAACAAGAAGAAUCUGUACAGAAUCUAUCGAACAAAGAAAGCGACUGUGUUAUUCUAUCAUCCAGCAGUGAAAGUGAAGACAACGAUGAGAUAGAAGAUAGUAAUUCUCCGGUUCCUACGACUUCGCUUUCAACUGCUUCUAUUAGUCAAGUCAAUGGAAAAGAUUUCCAACUAAUCAGUACUACUGCUCAAUCGUCUUCGGUAACCAAUCUUGAUGAUGAAAAUUACUGGCAAGAAGUGGCAAAUUUUGCCAAUAAUUUAAUAGCAGCUAAAACCUCCUGUCCGGAAAAAUCGAUCGGCGACGUCGUAAAAGAUCGAAAUGUUCGUCAACAAAUCGAUCUCAAACCAAUGAAAUUGAACUCAUCAUUCUUUCAUCCAGUGAUAAUAUAUUGUCGUCACGAUUCUUUGACAAGUAAUCAAAUGUCUACAUCGCAAGUUCAAGCCACUAUCGAUGUGAAAUCUGAACAGUUUCAUCAAACAUUGGAAGAGGCUAUUGUUGAUUCAUCGUCGUUGCUUUACGACGGGUUAAUCUCCGCUAAUGAGCGGUUAAAAUCGAAUAUUUCCAAGAUCUUAACAGAGUUUGUGAAUAAAGCUCGAUUUGAACAGGGCGCAGACGUCGAGAAGAAAAAACGUAAAUUAGAAAAUGACGACGAUGACGAGAAUGUAGAUGAACCAGAAGAUGAAGACGAAGAUGCUGCAUCAUCAGACGAUAAUGAAGAAGAAGAAGAACAAGAAUAG